CAGUCCUUCACCUUGCGGAAUUACUUCAUCCAUGGCUUGGCUCCAUAGUCGUCGUCGUCAUGGCCUCUCUGUUCUGCAAUUUCCUUCUUCCGAUUGCCACUUGUUUAUCGUUAUAAAAUCAAUCAACUUCCAGUCCUAGAAAACGCACAUACCGAUUGUGAAAGAAGAUUGUGGAUCUUCGAAGCGGUGCCUUUAAGCAGAUCUUUCCUUUGAAUUCAUUUAUUCCAUAUCAUUUGGCCUUUUAAUUUCUCGAGUAAUCGGGAUGUUGGAGAAGAUCGGAUUGCCGGCCAGGCCAUCGCUGCGAGGGAACAAUUGGGUGGUCGAUGCUUCUCAUUGUCAAGGAUGUUCCUCUCAGUUCACCUUCAUCAAUCGCAAGCAUCAUUGUCGGAGGUGCGGGGGAAUAUUUUGCAAUAGUUGCACGCAGCAGAGAAUGGUUUUACGUGGGCAAGGUGAUUCGCCCGUGCGCAUAUGUGAACCUUGCAAAAAGCUAGAAGAAGCUGCAAGGUUUGAGCUUCGGCAUGGACACAAAAGCAGAACUGGAAGAGGUAGCUCGAAGUUGACAAAGCCUGCGGAUGACAUUUUAGCCAAGAUUCUAGGUAGUGAUAGAAAGGAAUCAUCAUCUUCAGUGCAAGAAUCAAAUGCCAAUAAUAUUUUUACUAUUGGGAGGACUAGCAGUGGUGUACAGAGUUCAAAUACUCAAGAGUUAAACCUUGAUGGGGAAGGAGAAGCAUCCGGUAGUUUUACUAAUCAUCUGGAGAAUAAUAUGGAAUCUAGUAGUCCAGAGCAAUUGCGCCAGCAGGCUACAGAUGAAAAAAAGAAAUAUAAAGUUCUUAAAGGAGAAGGUAAAUCUGAGGAAGCAUUAAAAGCUUUUAAGAGAGGAAAAGAACUCGAGCAGAAGGCUGAGGCUUUGGAAAUUUCCAUGAGAAGAAGCCGAAGAAAAGCUUUAACUUCUGGUAAUAUCGGUGAAGACCAAGAUCUAAGUGGUUCUAAAGAAUCUGGUAGGAAAAUGAUGCCUAGGCCAGAAAGUAGUAAUGAAAAGCAUGACCUUAAUGCUGAACUCAGAGAACUUGGAUGGUCUGAUAUGGAUCUUCAUGACGAGGAUAAAAAACCAGCGACAAUGAGUUUAGAGGGUGAACUAUCUUCUCUUCUUGGGGAAGUUGUACAAAAGAGCGACAAAGCUAAGAGUGUCCAUAGCAUUGAUAAUACCCAGGUUGUUGCUCAUAAAAGAAAAGCUUUAAUGUUGAAACGGGAAGGCAAACUAGCAGAGGCCAAGGAGGAACUUAAGAAAGCUAAAGUCCUAGAAAAGCAGCUUGAAGAGCAAGAACUCUUGGCUGGGGCUGAGGAGGAGUCAGAUGACGAGCUAUCUGCAUUGGUGCGUAGUUUGGAUGAUAAUAAACACAAAGAUAUUUCAUUUCAAUACAAGGAAAAUCUUGAUUUCAAUCUUGAAAACCUUUUAGGUGCUGCUAAUAAUUUCAUGUCUGACAAUAACUUUGAAGUGACUGAUGAGGACAUGGAAGAUCCAGAAAUUUCUGCUGCCUUAGAAACAUUAGGAUGGACUGAGGAUUCGAAUAACAUUAAAAGCAUUCAGCCCCAACCCUUGUCUGUUUCCAGGGAAUCGAUAAAUAGUGAAAUAAUUUCCUUGAAAAGAGAGGCUCUCAAUCAAAAGCGUUUAGGUAAUACUGCAGUGGCUAUGGAACAGCUUAAGAAAGCCAAGAUGCUUGAGAGAGACCUCGAAAACUUUAGCUCUCAAGAUGAUAGCAUUGUUUCAGAUGGUGGCAUUGUUGAAGCAACAAAAGUCAUGAAUCCUAAACUUCCUUCCAAAAAUAAAUUAGCUAUUCAGAUGGAGCUUCUUGCUAUAAAAAAGAAAGCCCUAGCCUUAAGAAGGGAAGGAAGGUUGGAUGAGGCAGAAAAAGAAUUGAAUAAAUGCAAGGACCUAGAGCAUCAGCUUGAACAAGCGGCUGAUGCUUCAAGGGGGAACGGCACAGAGGUGGGUGCUGGUUUUGGUAGUAAGGAUCCACAUUUGCUCUCUAAGCACGUCAAUGGAAAUUUGGUAGAUGUGGAAGUGGUAGAUGUAACAGAUCAGGAAAUGCAUGACCCUGAAUAUCUUUCCGUUCUUAAGAAUUUAGGUUGGAAUGACAAAGAUGAUGAAUUGGUCCCUUCAAAGACCUCCAAACAAGAUGAUUUGCUUCCUGUGCAACCAAGUGAGUCAUCUGAAAAUCAUGCUCCUAAAAGUUCAGUUAGGCCACUAAGAAGAAAGACCGAAGUCCAGAGAGAACUUUUGGGCUUGAAAAGAAAGGCUCUAACUCUUAGACGCCAAGGGGAGACUGAGGCAGCAGAUGAAGUGCUGCUAAAGACAAAAGCCUUAGAGGCAGAGAUGGAGGAGAUAGAAAAUAGGGAUAGAAUUAGGACUGAAUUUAGUGGGAACGUAGAGAACAUUCACAAAGCCCCUUCUGGAAGGGUGGUCGAGGAAGGUGAUGAUGGUGAUGUCACGGAGGAAGAUAUGAACGACCCGACCUUACUAUCUGUUCUACAGAAUUUGGGAUGGAAUGGUGAUGAGGUUCAACCUUUAAAUGAGCAAGUCAAGCCAGUUAAAGGGGAUGCAAAACCAACUGUUAACCAAUCAUCUUCUUCAAUCAAUGUUGCUGCACCCCGAAGUAGAAGUGAAAUUCAGAGAGAGAUUUUAAAUUUGAAGAGAAAGGCACUCUCCCUUAGAAGGAACGGAGACAUUGAUGAUGCUGAAGAAAUCUUGAGAAGGGCAAAGAUGUUGGAGAUCGAAAUGGGCGAAAUGGAUGCUCCAAAGCCAACAGUUGUGCUUGAUGCUACUGAGGAUGUCAAGUCUAAAGUUUUUGAAGCAUUGAAAGGAGAUGAAAUGCACGACCAUGUACAGGAUGUGGAGGAGGUAAGCAAUGGAUCAGAACAAGUUGCAGUGGGUCUGAAGGACGAAGUACCAGAUCUUUCUAUGGGAUUAAAAUUUCCAAAAGGUGAUUCAGCUCACUCCCGUUUGCAGAAUUUUGACCAGUCUGACCACUUAAAUUCUAAGCAGCGCCAAGCCUCGGUUAGAGAAUUGGGUUCUUCAGGUGGAAAUAAUGUUCUGGAAGGUAAGAAAACUGCUGAAGCUUUUAGUUGCACUCAUCAACCCGAUGUGAAUGUGAAUACAUAUUUGACAGGAAAUAAUCGGAUUCCUCAUGUAGGUAAAGGACAGAAAGAUGCUCUAUCAAUCCCUCAUUCCAAUGUUUUGUCUAAUGCUGGCCCUUCCACAGAGUACGGAUUCCAGUCAAUUUCUACUGCUCCAAACAAAGAUCAUUUCAGUAUUGGAAAGCAAGACAAUGUAGUUCACUAUGAUGGAAAACAACGUAGUCAAGCAGACAGCUCUUCUCAGGACUCUUCUCAGAACAGCGAAAGUUCCCUACGCCAAGAAGUUUUGGCUCGCAAGAAGAAGGCUCUUGCAUUGAAGAGGGAGGGAAAACUGUCAGAAGCUCGAGAGGAACUUCGUCAGGCAAAGUUUCUGGAGAAAUCACUCGAGGAAAACAAUGGUCAGCUUCAACUUAAUUCAAAAAGCUUGUCAAUUUCCACCAUCAAUGUACCAUCACCAGACCGAAAGGAGUAUAUACCAUCAAUCGUGGAACAGAAACCAUCGCCUGACCGAAAGCAAUCUAGCGCAUCAACUGGGGAACAGAAACCAUCACCUGACCGAAAGCAGUCUAGCCCAUCAAAUGUGGAACAGAAACCAAUGUCUGCUCGUGAUCGCUUCAAGUUGCAGCAGGAGUCACUCAAGCACAAGCGACAGGCAUUGAAAUUUCGUAGAGAGGGUCGAACACAAGAGGCCGAAUCAGAGUUUGAAAAGGCCAAGGCAAUUGAGACUCAGUUAGAACAGUUAACUGGCUCCACAAAAUCAUCUAUAGAUGGAGAAGAACAUGCAGGAGAUGUAAGUGUUGAGGAUUUUCUCGAUCCUCAACUGCUCUCUGCCCUGAGAGCUAUUGGUUUGGAAGAUCCAACUCCGAGCAAAUCUCAGGAUCAAGAAGUAUCAAAGCCUCCAAGGGUCAGCACUGAUAAGAAGGAAAAUACAGACUCAGAAAGAAGUCAACUGGAGGAACGUAUCAAGGCAGAAAAGGUGAAAGCAGUGAACUUUAAACGUUUGGGAAAGCAAGCUGAGGCCUUAGAUGCUUUGCGGCGAGCCAAACUCUUUGAAAAGAAGUUGAAUUCGUUGGUAUCAAAUUGAGAUAUGUUAAACCUUAUCUUAUGCUUCUUUUCUGCUUAGCCUAUAUGAUUAACCUGCCUUGAAAGCAAAUUGUGCGAGAUAUUGAAUGCCUUUUUCAAUUAUUUUUUCAUAUAGGUCCACUGUCAUUCGAAAAUGUAUUAUCAUAAAACUCAAUUAUCUUGCUA
This is a messenger RNA of Momordica charantia (bitter melon), 4383 nucleotides long. Its product is annotated as phosphoinositide binding protein. NCBI's taxonomy places the organism in Eukaryota, Viridiplantae, Streptophyta, Magnoliopsida, Cucurbitales, Cucurbitaceae. The record is from RefSeq and is a predicted model, not a curated record. Gene Ontology annotation, molecular function: metal ion binding; protein binding.